Messenger RNA from Aphidius gifuensis, 3760 nucleotides. RefSeq names its product synaptic functional regulator FMR1 (gene Fmr1). Gene Ontology annotation, cellular component: dendritic spine; nucleus; neuronal ribonucleoprotein granule. Gene Ontology annotation, biological process: central nervous system development; anterograde axonal transport; negative regulation of translation. Bases 48 to 1949 code for a protein of 633 amino acids. The transcript is spliced from 14 exons. Gene Ontology annotation, molecular function: mRNA 3'-UTR binding; protein homodimerization activity; translation regulator activity. Lineage: Eukaryota; Metazoa; Arthropoda; Insecta; Hymenoptera; Braconidae. The record is from RefSeq and is a predicted model, not a curated record.
UUUUCUUUUUUUUUGCUACAGUUCAGUAGACAGUCUUGUAAACUCUCAUGCAUUCUGCAUGUCGUAACGUAGUGGAUUCAUUUAUUCCCGUCACACACAUAAGCAAGAUGGAGGAUCUCGCAGUCGAAGUAUGCGGCGAAAACGGAGCGUAUUAUAAGGCACAUGUCACAGAUGUAUUCGAAGAUGAAGUAUUGGUAGCAUUUGUUAAUGACUGGCAACCAGAAUCAAAAUUUUCAUUUGCUCAAGUAAGAUUACCGGCACAAAAUGACUCAAAAGCAGAAUAUCAACAAGACCAAGAAGUUGAAGUAUACUCAAGGGCCAACGACACGGAAGCGUGUGGUUGGUGGAAGGCAAUCAUCAAGAUGAUUAAAGGUAACUUCCAAGUUGUUGAAUACCUCGGUUGGGAAAAUUACACAGAAAUUGUUCCUGAAGAUCGUACCAGAAUGAAAAAUACAAAUCCACCAAUUGAUAAAAAUACAUUUUACAAGAUGGAAUUAGAAGUACCUGAAGACAUACGAGAAUUUGCUAAAUUAGAAGGUGUACACAAAGAAUUUCAAAAAGCAACAUGUGCAGCUUCUUGUCGUUACAUACCAGAAAGAGGAGUAUUAUUAUUACUAUCACGUAAUGAAAAUAUGCUACGACACAGUAGUAUGAUGAAAGAAAUGUACUUCCGAAAUCUGUCACAAAAGGUUCUAUUGUUGAAAAAAACUGAAGAAGCAGCUCGUCAACUAGAGUCAACAAAACUUCAAACAACAGGAGGCAAAUUUAGAUCAUCAAACUUUAAUUAUCAGCGUGUCUCAGACUUUGAGACAGGAGCCAGGGAUAAUUCAAGAUAUACAGACGAAUUUAAUGUUCGUGAAGAUCUCAUGGGUUUAGCUAUUGGUGCACAUGGAGCAAAUAUUCAACAGGCAAGAAAAGUCGAGGGCAUCACAAACAUUGAGCUGGAAGAAAAUUCGUGUACAUUUAAAAUUUAUGGCGAGACACAAGAAGCAGUUAAAAAAGCACGCUCAAUGUUGGAGUACAGUGAAGAAUCCAUACAAGUUCCCCGAGUUUUAGUUGGCAAAGUCAUUGGAAAAAACGGUCGUAACAUUCAAGAAAUUGUUGACAAGAGUAGUGUGAUAACAUCUGGCUCGAGUGGGAAUGUACAUACUGAUAGAGUGAGAGUUAAAAUUGAAGGUGACAAUGAACCACAGCCUACAAUACCUCGUGAAGAAGGUCAGGUACCUUUUGUAUUUGUUGGCACUGUUGAGAGUAUUGCAAAUGCCAAGGUUUUCCUCGAAUAUCACUUAUCAUGCUUAAGGGAAGUUGAACAAAUUCGACAAGCAAAAUUAGAAAUUGAUCAGCAAUUAAGAUCAGUAAUGCAUGGAUCAACAACAGGACCAAUGCCAAGUUUUCCACCAACGAGACGUGGUGGAUCAUCAGGACCAGAUGAAAAUUCUGGUGGACGUGGUGGACGAGGAGGACAAUCAAGAGGUCGAGGAAGGGGCAGGGCCCCAGCAAGACACAAUACCGGAAAUCGUAGAGACACAUUAGAUGGUAAUGAUGAUCGAGUUCGUGAUAUGCCACCUCGAGGAGGACACCAUCAAGGAGGUCACCAAGGCCAUCAAGGUCAUCAGGGUCAUCAAGGUACAGGUGGUUACAUGGGAGGAAGACAAGGUAGACCACCACCACAAAGACGAGAUCGUCGGGAUGAUCGACGUCGUACCACUGAUGACGAAGAAACAGUACUUGAUAGCCAAGAUGGAAACAACAUGGACAGAGGAAAUAACUCAGGACCUAAUGAACAAUCUAUAAUUGUAACUAAGGAUGGUUCAAAUAUAUCAAAUGACAUAAGUUCAAAUAAUGGUGGUUCACAAGGUCCAAAGGGACAACGAGAACGUCGUCGUGAUUGGCGUACACCACAAAAUAACAAACCCAAGGAAGCAAUGGUUAAUGGUACCAGUGGUUAAAAAGACAAUUUUUUUUUUUUUCCAUUAUUAAACUUCAAAUUGCAUUAGUGUCAAAGAUAUUUUAUUGCAAGCUGAAUGUUAUUGAUAUUAACGAGGAUGAAAACAAAACUAAAAAAAAAAAAAAAUUAAAAAAAAAACAAAAAAAUAUUUAAAAAAACAAAAAAACAACAACGUACAUAUACUUAUAACUUUAUUGAAGAUUAAGAGAAAUAAAAAAAAAUGAUUAAAAAUCAAAUAUUAUGAUAAAUGAAGGCUUAUCAACAUCAAAGUACUGAGAAAAACAUGACGAAAUAACCUGGUGAUUAAAAGACAAAUAAAAUGGCUUUGAAAAACGGCAUUAUUAUUGAUAAAUAUGAUAUGAUGGUUUGGAUUUACAUAUUUGUUUUAUGAAACUCUGCUGCUAACUGAUAUUGGAUGAAAAAAAAAAAGCCACAAUUGUUAUCAGUAAGUUAAUUAAAAUAAAAACAAAAUAAUUAAUAAAUAAUAAAAAUAUCAUUUCAUCAUUCUACUUAAAUAAAAGUAAUGAAAAAUAAUAAAAAAAAUUUAAAAACAUAUUGAGGAGAUAAAGUGAAUCACAUUUAAGGACAUAUUUAAUAUUCAUUUGCGUGUGAUUUAGUUUGAUAAAAGAAAAUAAUGGUUUGAUAAAUAUAAACAUUUCAUUGGGAGUAUCAAGGAAUGAGACAAAAGAUAAAACUAAAUAACAAAAAACGCACUAAUGAAGAUAAAAAAAAAAACAGCAUACAAUUAUUCGAAUCAAGAGGUGAUUUAUUCCAGUUAAAAAACAAAUAUAUACUGCGAGGAAAUUAUCACGAGACUUUCCCGAAUUGUGAAACUGUGCCUCACAUUUUUUUUCUUUUUUUUUUUCUUUUUAAAAAACUAUAAUACCUAGACAAAAAAAAAAAACAUAAACGAUCAGAUUUAAAUGGAGAAUUGAUAUUUGCAAUGAUUAAAAAUUUUUGCAAAAGUGAAUGAUCAUUUAAAAAAUUAUCAUCGUUUACAAAAAAAUUGCAGUGUCAUUAGCUCAAACUUAAUUUCCAUGAACUGUUUGUUUAUUCAUUCCCAAUGAUGUUCCUUCUUUUUUUUUUUUUUUUUAAUUUUUUUUCAUAAUGUUAAAUUGUUUGUCUUUUUAAUUUUAUUUUUUUUUUGUUUGUUAUUAAUUAUUAUUAUUUUUUUCUACAGUACUCUCAAUGUUUCUAUUCUGAGAGAUAAAUAAUUAGUUUGUACUCAAUUUAAAAUUACCUAUCUAAUUAAUUGGUAUAAAACAAUGAAAAGAAAAAAAAAAUAGUUACAUGUAAUGAAACAAAGUAAUUGACAGUGUAUUGUUUUUUCUAUUUAAUAUUAUAUUAUAUAAUAAUUAUUAUUAUUUUUGUGGUUUAAAUUGCUUGCUUGUUUUUUUUUUUUUCGUUAUUUCGAUAAAGAAAAAAAUCAUCAUCAUCAACAGUAACUUAUUUAUAACUAAUGUUGAUGAAUAAAAAAAAAUUUUUUUCUACAAAAAUUUAAAGCAGGAAUUUCUAGGUGAUUGAUAGAAAAAAAAAAUUAAUAAAAACAUCGGAAAUUUAAGCCUAAAAAAGUACACGAAAAUAAAUUAUGAAAAAGUAAAAAAUAACAACUUCAUGUAUUUAGCGAUAGCAAUGUAUGAUGUGCCAGACAGAAAAAGAAAAAAAAAAAAAACAAAAAAAAAAAUUGAUACAUGUUUUAUGAUACCUAGCAAGUGCAGACUUAGCACAUUACCUUUAUUAAAAGAAAUAUUUACCUUAAAUAUUACCUACUUAGUCGAAAAAAAAAAAAAAAGAUAAUUAAAAAAAAAAUUA